AUGUCUGGUCAUCCGUCUUGGCGGCUGCUGCCAGCCGCGGCCCCGGGCAUCCCUACACUCCUGGUAUCGACUGCUUUCAAGGCUGAAUCAUACAGCGUACAUAUCUCGGACCUCGCCAAUGUCUGGGUCGAGACCAUGGACAGAAGACUCAUCAUCAAGCGAGGUUUGGUUGAGGACACGAGUAUCGACCCGAGCGACAGCGAUGACCAGAUCCGAAGGAUGUUGGAGCUGCUACGGGCCGCACUCGACCCCAGCGAUCCCGAACACGCCAACACAUCGCUGACGCUCGCCCCGGGUGAUGACGUUGACUCCCUCAUUGUCCACGUCACCUGUGUGCUGCCAAAGCCACUGAGGCCCUUCAAGUGGCCGUUUCUCCUGAAAAAGUGUCCCCAAUCGGCUAUUGCAUCCGAACUUGUGCUUCCCAUGAUCCAAGCACACGAGGCCCGCACGCGCGAGAUUGAUCAGCUUGUCUCUUUCCUCCGGGACAAGGAUGCUGUCAUCAACAGGCUGCUAGACAAGCUUGAAGCCACCGGCGCCGGUCUCGAGCACGUCUUCUACGCACUCUCCGGGAAGCGCAAGGUUACCAGAGCCGCCGCUGAAAGCAAAGUGAAGGGCCUCGCCCCGUUUUCAGAAUCCGACUUUAGGAGCAGAACGGCCGAAUUGCAUCCUGUCGCACAGUCGUCCGAAGUCUCUGCGCUCCUGAGUUCUGUCUUUGGUGCCUCUGGAUUGGAAUACAAGUCAGACUUGGAAUUGGAGGCAUCGGCCAUCCUGAACGACUGGUGGACGAAGCUCGCCAAAGGGACAAACGUCAUUCUAUCGGAACGUUCAGAGAGUAAGGACCCAAAGGCGGUUUCGACGCCCCCGGAGCCCGAGCCCAGCAAGGAGGAGGACGACUUUCAGGUCCAGGCGACCCCAACAGGAGUAUGCCCCGCAAGGAAACGUCGCAGCCCUCCACCAGCAGCUGAUGAUGACGAGACGUCCGAUGGCGAGGAUGCUGUCAAGUCCGGCGCGCCUUCGCCCUCUCCGGCCAUGGCCAAGACAUCAGGCGGCAAGCUUGGGGCAAUAGGAAGACAGAAAAUGCCAUCACCUUUUCCUCCGCCCCCGAGCAUGUCGCUGAGGUCAUCGAAGGAGCAGGUGCCUCCAACUGAUGGUCAUUCAGAAACAGCCUCCGAAGCCGAUGGAAACGACUCGGCCAGCUCCCCUGCUCCACCGUCUCCAAAGCCAACACCUAGACGGGGUGGACUGGGCCGUAUUGGGGGCAAAGCGAAGCACGAGACACAAGCCGCCCGAUCCACGCGCUCACCGUCUCCGGCACCGCCUCCGGAAUUGUCCAGCCAGCUGCCGCGGAGACAUAAACUCGGAACCAUUGGGAAGAAGGCCGCGAGACCCGGCCCAGAUGCAUCGGCAAGCAAGAGCGACGAUACUAGGGGAAGAAGCAAGACUCCACCCUCCCAACACACCAAGGAGAAGAAACGGGAGACGUCACAGGAACGGGCAGACCGCAAGCGGGCGGAGCUGCAGAAAGAGAUAGAGAAGCGCGCCGCUGCCGGGCCGGCGAAGAAGAAGCGGAAGUUUUGA
Messenger RNA from Parathielavia appendiculata, 1578 nucleotides. RefSeq names its product XLF-domain-containing protein. Gene Ontology annotation, cellular component: nucleus; DNA ligase IV complex. Gene Ontology annotation, molecular function: DNA end binding. Gene Ontology annotation, biological process: double-strand break repair via nonhomologous end joining. The record is from RefSeq and is a predicted model, not a curated record. Bases 1 to 1578 code for a protein of 525 amino acids. Lineage: Eukaryota; Fungi; Ascomycota; Sordariomycetes; Sordariales; Chaetomiaceae. The transcript has a single exon.